Periophthalmus magnuspinnatus is the source of this 3200-nucleotide messenger RNA. RefSeq names its product twist-related protein 2-like. Lineage: Eukaryota; Metazoa; Chordata; Actinopteri; Gobiiformes; Gobiidae. Gene Ontology annotation, molecular function: protein dimerization activity; DNA-binding transcription factor activity, RNA polymerase II-specific; RNA polymerase II transcription regulatory region sequence-specific DNA binding. Gene Ontology annotation, biological process: regulation of transcription by RNA polymerase II; developmental process. The transcript is spliced from 3 exons. Bases 126 to 677 code for a protein of 183 amino acids. The record is from RefSeq and is a predicted model, not a curated record.
UUCAGAGCUGAAGCUAAAGACACAUUUUGACCACAUGGAUUUGACAGAUUUUUGACGAGAAUUCUAAUUUUAAAUUUCAAAAUUUCCUGCAAAUUUUUGGACUUAAAUUGUGUUUUGUGGAGGUGAUGAGGGAAGAGGUCGCCCGCACCAAGUCCCCAGAAGGAGCCAUGGGAGCCGGUGAAGAGGAGCUUGACCGCGGCAGCAAGAGAGGUGUCCAGGGCCGAAAACGAUCCCCGUACCCCAAGAAAGAAACCACCACGGAGGACAGCGUUACGCCAGAUGCCCUCCCAUCCAAACGCAUCAAAAAGAGCCCUCCGCCAGGCAUCGUGUCCCUGGCCCCGGCCGUGAUGUCCCGACCUGACAGAGUGGAGAGCUUUGAGGAUCUUCACUCUCAGCGUGUCAUCGCUAACGUGCGCGAGCGUCAGCGCACGCAGAGUCUGAACGAUGCCUUCGCUUCUCUGCGUAAAAUCAUCCCGACUCUGCCGUCUGACAAACUCAGCAAGAUCCAAAUCCUCAAACUGGCCUCGCGGUACAUCGACUUCCUCUACCAGGUCCUCCAGAGUGACGAGAUGGACGCUAAGCUAGCUAGCUGCAACUACCUAGCGCAUGAGCGACUAAGCUACGCCUUCUCUGUAUGGAGGAUGGAGGGUGCCUGGGCCAUGUCCGCUAGUCACUGAGGACGCUCGCCAAAGACUCGCUUCUUCUGUCCUAACCCUGUGUGUCCUAUGCACUUCCUCUUGAACUUUGACCCCUCAUUCUACUAUAUAUCAAACCUUAUCCAAUGUUUACUAUAGCCACUAGAAAGCUCCCUUACGGAUACCUUGCUUCCUACUCCAUAACCCCUAAGUCGUACGUGUCCUAUGCACUUUCUCUUAAACUUUGACCCCUCUUAGCUUGUUUCUAUCUGUUAUAUCAAAACGUAUCUAAUGUUCAUUACAACUACUAGGAAGGACCUUAAAGACACAUCGCUUCCUACUCCCUAACACCUGUGUGUCCUAGGCACUUUCUUUUGACCGUUGACCCCAGAUCUUAGCUGGUUUCAAUGCUUUACAUUUAAAUAUUCUCACGUUUGAGUUAUUCUGGACAUGGGGACUGGACAUGACUUUAACACUAAGGUCAUGUCCACUCUCCACUCGUAAGGAUGCUUAAGAAGGAGACUACUUCCUAUUCACUAACUCCCAAGUGUCCUAUGCACUUCCUCUUGAACUUUGACUCCGUCUCAUAGCUUAAAAUCAGUAAAUUUUCCAUAUUACAAUUAUUUAAUGUCAGUGAUUUUUUUCCCCUCAUAGAUAAAAUUGGAAGGGCGACUUGUCUCCUUUUCUCUAAGCACUAUGUGUCCUAUGCACUUCCUCUUGAACCUUUUCUCAUGUUACAAUGAUUUUGUAUUGGUGAGUUGGGUUAGUCCAAUAUUCAGUGACUGUAUUUUUUAGCUCUGUUUCCAUUGCGGUCUCUCUGCAGGACACUACAUAUUUACACACAUACAUGACCAUGAUCUGACCUGAGACAUCCACAUCUCAUUCAUCUCUCGUUCACUACAAGCCACUAGGAAGGAUCCUCAGAGACAUCUUCCUUCCUAGUUAUUUGCUUCAUAUUUCCUAUGCGUCCUCUACAGGUGUUCCAUAUUUUUCCCAUUUUGUUUUUGUUUACUUUACGUUAAAACCACUUUCAUAGCCAUUACAAAGGAUCCUUAAGGACAACUCUUCGAUUCCUCUGUCUUAACCUUAGUGUCCUCCUCGUGACCAUAGCAAAAAUACUAAUCCUUUAUAUUACACCUCAAAUUUCUGUGUUUUUGGCUCCUAGGUCAUGUCCACUAAACACUACGACCCACUUCCUCUUUCCUCACCUUUUGACCCCUUGUAACCUGUCGACCCUUGACCUUUGACCUCAUCUGGUUUCCUUAACAUUAAACCUCUUCCACAUUUACCUUCUCUGGUUAUGAGCUGGUUUGUCUUUUGCUUUUCCACUUUUUGUCCUAAAAUUGGACCCGUACUUCUUGGAGAAGCUCGUCUGCAUCAAACCAGAUUUUUCCAGAUUUUCCCAAAUUGGACAUUUUUCCUCCUUUCUUUUUUUGAACUGGACUAAGUCUGGACGAUGUUUCUUGUGAUGUUUUCGCUUGACUCUAAAGUAGAACUGUGAUUGGACGGUUAAAGUCAAGCUUGUAGAUGCACAGCUGGUCUGGAGAGGACAAAAACAAAAUGGCUGCCGACAUGCGCACACGACACGGAUCCAGCGUGACGUCACGUGUUUACAGCUAACAUGCUAAUAAGCUAACCAUAGGCUCUGUGGGAAAGAGCCAGAAGAUUUAGUAAGUUUAUUUGGAUGAUUAUUGUGUUUUGGAAGAAGACGAGACGCUACAGGGACAAGAACAGAGUCAACACCGAGAGAACAAGAGGAAUUAUGUGUUUUGUGUCUUUAGACACGAUGUAAACAUGUUCAAAAUGUCUUCAAAUGUGUUUUAUCUGGAGAUGGCCGAUGAGAAGCUGAAGGAAGCAUCUGGGGAGGGGGAAGUCUUGACUUAAGGACUGGGCUGCCAUGAUGAUUGCCCCACAUCACCUGUGAAAAAUGAACAGAACUCAGUGGACUCUGAUGGUUAAGAAGCAUUUCUAUUAUGAGAACUCAGUGGUUGGUGGUUCUAUUCCCACUGCCUCUGUUGCAUAAGGCUGUUGUGGCGUCUUUGAGCAAGACGGUAUCUAUGAACAGAAACACGCCCUUGGUCCUGGCAGCGCCUCGUCUUCUUCAGUGUCAUCUGUGAAUUUGGUUGUACACUGUCAGAUUAUGUGCCCCAGUCGACAUCUCAACCGUUGCCAUGGUUUUCUGAAACAUUUUAACCACUUCCCAUGACAAAUGUACCAGAAGAAAUGUCUAUACAUCUACCAGCAUUGAUUUAAAGCCCCACUGUGGAAAUCACCAUUUUGCCUGGAAUGUUCCACAUUAUGGCAAUAAACACAGUCCAACAAAAGGUUAAAUUGUCGCCAUGGUUCCAGAAUAUUCCAACAGAUUUCUGUCUCUUUGUCCACUGCCAUAAAUGUCCCGCAGUGGGGCUUUAAACCCAAACUUCUUUCAUCAGGUGAGGCUUUUGUUUUUCACUUGUUUCAAUGAAAAGUUUAUUUGCAGAUUAUGAAAAUUUUUAUUAUUUUGGUGUCGAUCUUUGCAUCUGCUGUAGAUAAAUGUGUUUAUACGUAUACUACAGAGUGUAUAUG